AUGAUCAAAGACGUGGCCGAGGAUCGAGUUGAAAACAUCAUCAACAAACUUGUCAGCUUCCAUACACGACAUACGCUAUCCACGCAAAACUCCACUACACGCGGAAUUGGCGCAGCACGAGACUGGAUCUACAAGGAAAUGCAGGCAUCGGCCGAGCCAUCCGAAGGCCGAACGAAAGUGUACUUCAACAGCUACAUCCAAGACGUCGACGGUAGCCGUAUCCUCUUUCCGGUCAACAUCACCAAUGUGGUAGCGCAGAUCGAUGGUACAGAUGACUCCAACCGACUCUACGUUGUGACAGGACACUACGACAGCCGAGCUUUAGAUGCUCUUGACUACGAAAGCUAUGCUCCUGGCGCCGAUGAUGAUGCUAGCAGUGUUGCAGUCGUGAUGGAAAUGGCACGCAUCUGCGCAACUAAGAAGCCCAAAGCCACUAUGAUCUUCGCCGCCGUAGCUGGCGAGGAACAGGGUCUCUAUGGUUCGGCCAAUCUAGCCAAGACUCUCAAGCAGGCCAACCUCAAUGUGGCAGGCAAUUGGAACAACGACAUUGUGGGAACGCGCAAAGGCCAGCCCUUCGCUCCGAUCAACGACUACACUAUCCGCCUCUUCGGUGCUAGCAUCUUCUACCCUAACGCAUCGACCUCCACGCUCCAACGAUCGAUCGCCAGGAUCGGCGGAUGGAACGAUUCCCCAGCUCAGAAUCUCGGCCGCUACAUCGCAGAGAUAGCGGCAGGCGCAGCGAAGUAUGUCGGCAUGCAAGUAAAACUCAUCUAUCGUCCAGACCGCUUCACAGAAGCACUCGAGGACUUUACACAUCAACAUCAGGACCCGCGCGUGCAAGAUGGUCAUCAAUAUGGUGAUUUGAUUGAAUAUGUGGACUUUGACUACACCGCUCGUGUUGCGAAGGUGAAUCUCGCGAGCAUGUGGUCUGCUGCCAAUGCACCUGCUGCACCUACGAACGUUACGAUCAUUACUGAGAUAGGGUCCGGAGCGAGUAGUCUGGAUGAGCCACUUGACCUGAGCUCGAAUGAUAGUCUGUUCUCGUGGAACGCUUCGAACGAUACAUUGACUGCGAGUCAUGAGCUGGUGUGGAGGUCUAGCGGUGCCUUGCAGUGGACGCAUCAGUUGGCUGUGGAUGGGUCUAGCGUCAGAGUGCCGCUAAGUAAGGAUAACUACCAGUUUGGCGUGAGGGCUGUGGGUAAGGAUGGGAGGAAGAGUCCGGCUGUGUUUCCUUUGCCUGCUUAG
Molecule: messenger RNA, 1245 nt
Organism: Fulvia fulva
Lineage: Eukaryota; Fungi; Ascomycota; Dothideomycetes; Mycosphaerellales; Mycosphaerellaceae
Product: putative zinc metalloprotease
Exons: 1
Coding region: 1-1245 (414 amino acids)
Biological process (GO): proteolysis
Molecular function (GO): metalloexopeptidase activity
Source: RefSeq, a predicted model, not a curated record